Cynocephalus volans (Philippine flying lemur) is the source of this 4843-nucleotide messenger RNA. RefSeq names its product transmembrane protein 181 (gene TMEM181). The transcript is spliced from 17 exons. Bases 245 to 1654 code for a protein of 469 amino acids. NCBI's taxonomy places the organism in Eukaryota, Metazoa, Chordata, Mammalia, Dermoptera, Cynocephalidae. Gene Ontology annotation, molecular function: toxic substance binding. The record is from RefSeq and is a predicted model, not a curated record.
GGCCUUUCCACCUCUGUGAAGUGCAGGGCUUUGAAUGAGGACAAACCUGCCCUGGGCCCCGUGGACGCCAUCCCUAAAGCUUGCUUUUGAUGUCACGGAGUCACUUGGGUGUCCCCUAUAGGCGUCCGGUAAAGGAGAGAAUUAAAAAGAGGUUUAGCGCUGAGUGGAGUUGCAGAAAGCCCCGGAGGAGGAGCACCUGGAGUCCUCGCGGUGUGCAGCCGCGCGUGGCAGGAGGCUGGCGCCCAUGCGGCUCUACACACUCUCCAAGCGCCAUUUCGUCCUCGUGUUUGUUGUCUUCUUCAUCUGUUUUGGCCUGACCGUCUUUGUCGGGAUCAAAGGACCCAAAGUGAUCCAGACUUCUGCAGCUAAUUUUUCACUAAAUAAUAGCAAAAAGCUAAAGCCAAUUCAAAUACAUUCAAAUCCACUGUCUACAUAUAAUCAGCAACUAUGGCUGACAUGUGUUGUCGAGCUGGAUCAAUCGAAAGAAACUUCUAUUCAGACAAGCUUUCUCAUGACGGUUAAAGUUGAUGGUGUAGCUCGAGAUGGAACCACAAUGUACGUUCACAACAAAGUUCACAGUCGGACGAGGACCCUCACAUGUGCAGGGAAAUGUGCAGAAAUUAUUGUGGCUCACCUUGGCUACUUGAAUUACACUCAGUAUACUGUGAUUGUGGGAUUUGAACACCUGAAGCUACCCAUCAAGGAAAUGAACUUCACAUGGAAGACUUAUGACCCCGCAUUUUCCCGGUUGGAAAUUUGGUUCCGGUUUGUCUUUGUGGUGCUCACUUUCAUCGUCACGUGCCUGUUUGCACACUCCCUCCGCAAGUUCUCCAUGAGGGACUGGGGCAUCGAGCAGAAGUGGAUGUCUAUUCUUUUGCCUCUACUGCUACUUUACAACGACCCGUUCUUCCCCCUGUCUUUUCUGGUGAACAACUGGUUCCCAGGGAUGCUGGACGAUCUCUUUCAGUCUGUGUUCCUGUGCGCCUUGCUGCUCUUCUGGCUGUGUGUGUACCAUGGGAUACGGGUUCAGGGAGAAAGAAAGUGUUUAACUUUCUAUUUGCCUAAAUUCUUCAUCGUUGGACUACUGUGGUUGGCUUCUGUUACACUAGGAAUAUGGCAAACAAUUAAUGAAUUACAUGAUCCAAUGUACCAGUAUCGAGUUGACACCGGAAAUUUUCAGGGAAUGAAGAUCUUCUUCAUGGUGGUGGCAGCUGUGUACAUUUCAUACCUGUUGUUCUUGAUAGUGCGGGCGUGUUCUGAGCUACGCCACAUGCCUUAUGUGGAUCUCAGGUUAAAAUUCUUGACAGCGUUGACAUUCGUAGUGCUUGUCAUUAGCAUCGUCAUCCUUUAUUUAAGGUUUGGAGCACGAGUGUUACAAGACAGUUUUGUGGCUGAACUGUCGACUCACUACCAGAAUUCAGCUGAAUUCUUAUCUUUCUAUGGCUUGUUGAACUUUUACCUCUACACUUUGGCCUUUGUGUAUUCUCCAUCGAAGAAUGCCCUGUAUGAGUCCCAGCUGAAAGAUAAUCCUGCGUUUUCCAUGUUAAAUGACUCUGAUGAUGAUGUGAUUUAUGGGAGUGACUAUGAAGAAAUGCCUCUGCAGAACGGCCAGGCCAUUCGCGCCAAGUACAAGGAGGAGUCGGAUAGUGACUGAGCCCUCAGCGGGUCAGCAGGGCGGCGAGGAGCCUGGACGUUGUCUUCAGCCACCGUUCCCUGGCCUUCCCUGCACCUGCUUCUGUUCAGACUUUUCUUAUAAGCAAAGAUUUCCUGUUCCUUAUUUGUUUACAUACUUUAAAAAGGAAAACCAAAACUGAGUGCAAAUGUAAACGCUGGGCCAAAUUUAUUGUCAGGGUGGCUACAUUUAUUUGGGAAGAAAGUGCCAGGUAAAAGUUUAAGCUGCCAAAUCCCUUUUACAAAGAUUUCAGAUGAAAGCAGGUUUUCGGUGGUGAAGAGAAAUUACUCCUGUUUGUGGUAGAAAGAAUUAUGUACUUCCUUUUUUAAAUUCUAAGUUCAUGGGGAGCCCUUAUGACUAAGGUCCGCAGCAUGGCAACAUUACUCCUUUUGUCCCUUUUCUUACCCCAUGGUAUUGUUUUUUUGACCCUUUACACUCAAAGGGAAACCUAUUUCUGUGGCUGCCUCAGGAGGGCAGCUCUUCCCCACGGAGUGGUCAGUGCCCUGGAUAACCAAGCAUCUGAAAUGACUGGAAUGAGUGAAACUUAGAUUGACCACAUUUUGUGACCCAUGUAAGUUACCACUCAUUAGGGGAAUGAAGGAGGGCUGGCUUCUAGCCCUCCACUGUCACCAAGGCUAAGAUAAUUUACAAGUCACCAGCUCCCGUGGGUGAGGUAUUGUCGCCACAGUGUUUUGUAAGGGCCUGUGUGUGCGUAUAUACAUGAAUAUGAAUGGAUUUCCCUGGUGCUUGGGGUGUGCAAGAGGGUAACUCUUACCUUUCCAAUAAAUAGUAGUUUCUGCAACUCUGUUGAAUAUAAAACCCCAUAGAACUUAAUUUUUUUCGAAUAAAAGCUAGAUGAAUGAUUGAUACAAUAAUAUAGAUUAUUACCAAAAAGUUUUUCAAUUUCACAUCUGGAAACUAGAUGCAAAGAAAUUAAAACAUUUUAAAUGGCUUAUGGAGAACCAUCUUUGGGUAGAAGGCAACUUGCUUGGUCAUCAUUCCCUGUUCUCCGUGAUUCCCGUGAUUCUCCAUGAGCAGAGGAAUUACUCUGUGGAAAUGGCUCUGCGCUACUGAAUCAGGCAUCACAGGAGAGUUCCCAGUUCCUUUUUGUCAGACACUCAAUAGAGAAGUCUGGUCCAGAUGUCUCCUUUGGUUCUCCCUCGACACACACAGUGUCUCUUAAUUACUCACAUGUGGUAACUGUAGCCAUCCUGACUGAUGGCAUCGUGGUGAGUACAGAGGUCCAGGAGACCAUUGUCCCAUUCUGCAGCCACUACCUGUGUUUCCUCCAUCUAUGCAUCGACCCUCAGAUUAUCAUUCAGAGCUACAGGUUCUGGUCCACUGCAGGUAGUGCUGGGACCUCAGAGAUGUUCAUGAGACCAUUCGUUGUGACUUACCUUUCUUUUCGAUUUAAAUUUCAAUGAUAAUGUACCUUUAGUAUGGAUUUCAUUCACAUUUGUUUUAAAAACCUUGUAAAUAUAAAUGUUUAAAUUAAAACAACUGUAUAAUGGAAGAGGUAAUUCAAGUUUACAUGAUUUUUACAUUUACAAUGGUAUGACUUUUUUUGAUUCUGUGUACUGAGGUGUUGAAAAAAAUUUUCUGUUACCAAAUCUUACAACUUCUAAUAUUUUAUGUAAAUUGAUGAAGACUUACUUGUGCUGAUUAACAUAUUCUAAUAUGUGAUAGCGUUUACAAGUUUUAAUCAUUGUCUGUGAUUUAGAAUGCUGUUUAUCAGUAAAUGUAAAAUAUUUGAGGCAUUUAGCCAUAUACAUUAGAACUUUUUAAAACUUGUCUUUGUCCUAUGGUGUAAUUAAAAAUUUGAUGACUAGUAUCUUCAUACAUUGAUUCUUCAUGGCAUCGAUGAAUUGAAAAAUAUGGGAGUAUUUAUUUACUUUUUGUAACUAAGUUGGAAACAAGAAAAAAAUUUACUAAAAAAGUACUUAAGGGGAAAAUGAUUCUUUAUUAAACCAUGCAUUUUCAAUUUCUCUUACCUGGUAUAUCAUAUAGAUCAACAUUUACAUACUCCAUGUAAAAAUUUGCUUAAAGUAUAUAGCAUUUAGCGUGUAGAAUAUGUGCCCUAGGUAUUAGAUUAAAACACUUAAAGUCUGCCAGAAACUUUUGACAGUAGCAAGAAAAUUGUUUUUCUUCAUGGGUAUUCAAAGUUUUGCAAACAAAUUAUAAAUUCAAAGGGCUGACUUUAGUUCUAUCGUGGUAAUGGUUUCAAUGACAUCAUCUUUGGGAUAUUUUUUUAUACUGGUCCAGUCUAGGGGAACCUGGAAGAUGAGCAGAGGUAUUUCAGUUUCCCUAGGGAGAGCUUCAUUAUCCAUGUGGAUAAUAGGUCCGCUUGAUUUAUUAUUAAAUCUUUACAGCAGUGAAGUGGUGCCGUUUUCUCUUAAGCCCCAUUUGAAAGGCUAGAGGAGAUAUUCAAGGUUGGUAAGGUUGUUACUAUACUUAAUUAAAGAUUAAAAUAAAAAUUUAGAUACAUUAUGUAAAUCUAACCCACUAAAGGGACAGGUUACAAGACAAAUGUCACCUGCCUCAAGUAUUCCAUGAACUAUUUACUAAAAGUACAGUUAUGUUAAAUAGGUUGUAACGUGGCUGGUAACUUAUUUCCUGAAUCCUUUUCACAGGAAAGGCAGACGCUCAUAAAAGGGAUAAUUAAAAGGGAUGUUACUAUGAACAUUUAGUAAUGACUUUAGUUUUUAAACACUAAAGUGUAUUUGUGUAUUUUGAGGGUUUUAGAAGCCAGUUGCCUUAGAGGUUGGUUAGACUUUUUGGGGGAAAAAGAAAGCUAGUUUCCCCAGGCCAAAGGGAAGUUGCUUUAGUCUGUGACUUUUUGUUGUGUUUAUCUUGACAUGAUGUUUUAGAUAUACUGGUAACUAUAAUACCAUACUAUGAAACAGGAGUUUCUGCUACUGAAAACUGCCUUUUUACAGACUGUAAAUAUUUGUAACAUAAAACACUAAAUGUUGAACUCUAGAGGAAAGACAGAACUCUGUAUUUGCUUCUGGAACUGUCAGUGGGGCACAGUGCCACCUGAUCACAGAGUAGUGGUCGUAAUCAGUCAGGCAAAAGUGAAUAGAUGUUUAUUUAUGGCAAACUCAUGUUUUGGAAAUGACUUCAUUCUGGCCCUACUUUUCUCAUAAACAUUAAUAAAUUUUUAAUAUUCAA